UGAAGAAAAUGUAACAAAUACACCUGGAAAAUGUUUGUAUUUCCAUAAAUUUGUAGCUCAGCUGCUCAUAACAUGAGGAGCCCAUGUUUACCCUGUAAAAAUGUGUAAUAAAAUAUACAUCUUAUUAAAAGUAAGGGAUGUGGAGGGACAGGCACAGUAUUAACAAACCAUGCAAUCUUACCAUUUGGAAUGAAAUACCUAAUGCUUCUAAUCUAAGUUGUCAAAAUGGACCCCGCAAGAAAGAUUUGGUGCUGGAUGCAUUUCUCCCCAACCUCCACAUCAGCCAGAUUAAAUAUAGGGCAUUGUGGCACUGCUGUUGAUGUUACACAUACUGUAAAGUGUUACUGUGGUUUUCUUUCUCUGUAGUGAACUUUUUCAAUGUGAAGUCUGGAAAAGAGUGCAAGGCAGAGGGAGUGUUUAUGCUUCUGGAUCCAUGGUGGGAGGUUACCGGCACUGGGCGGUUCUGCAGAAACGGGCUAGUGCUUCAGGGCCCGCUCUUCUACAGGCUACGAACUGACCGUGGAGAGAUGGGCCACGCCCUCGUGGCCCUGUUCCUGAAAGCUUGCACCGUGCAUUCACAUCAUGUCGGUAUGUUUAUGGAGUGGCUCCGGCGGGGGAGAGACGUGGGCUUUGCAAACUUGCUGCAGCUUUUGGAUGAAUUCUGGGAAGAAAAGAAAGAGUGUACCACAUGUGAAGAGGAGAUGAAUCCAAUAAAGAGUCAUAUCUUUAACUCUGUUGCAGGGAAACGAAUGCUUGCGGCAGCUUCGUAUCCUCUGGUGGUAAAGUACCUCCCCACCCUGCUGCCCCAGCAUUUCCUGGAACUUGUCCAAAGAGGAAGAGAGCCAAUCAGCCACAAACACCAGGACAAGCCCCAGGAGUCCCUCUCUUUACUGAGCAGCCUAGAAGACAUGAUCCACACAGAUGUGUGGAAGCUAGGUUUCAACUCUGUGUAUGACAAUUUGAAGAAAAUCUGUCGUGGCUCUGGCAGCACCUAUGAGGAACUGUCAAAACUGAAAGACAAAAUGCCAGAUGUUGACUUUUGGAAUGCGAUUUUGUUUCUCAAGCAGCAGGGUGUGGUGGUGCAAGAGAAACAGCGUGUAGCCCUGAAGAAUUUGUAUACUUAUGAGACUGACAUUGCCAAUUGUCUGAACCAUCUCAUGACAGUGGAUCCCUGGCAUAUCAACUUGGAUGUAAAGGAAGUUCUUCGUAAAGCCCAGGAGGAGAGAGCAAAGCACAAAGCAAAGGAUUGUUAUGAUGCAGAUGAAGGUGUUUCAGCUCUUGGCAGCCUUAGAAUGGGUAACUCCAUCCACAUGGAGACAACUCAGUUGGAGUCUUGCGCCACAUGUGGGGUUCCUGUCUCCACCCACCAUGAAAUGAGCGCCUCCCAGCCAAGUCCUCCUUUUUCCUGUAAGAAUCCUGAUGCUGACCGUGAAGAGACAAGGAAUGGUGCCACCUCCUCAGAGUCAUGCCCUGCUGAGGUGGAGUUGGAUCCAGACCAAGUGCAGGCUGCAGAGAUGAUCUGUGCCAAUCCUGUGACUGUCAUUAGUGGGAAGGGCGGAUGUGGAAAGACCACAGUGGUCAGCUUGAUUUUCCGGGCAGCCAUGGAGAUGGAGAUCUCUGUAAGGACUGAGGUGGAGAAUGCCUGCAGGGACUUUCAGAAUGACACUGGUGGGUCACAGGAGUGGGAUGUUCCGGUGAGUGUUCCAUACCAGGGCCAAAAUGGAAAGGAAGACAAUGAGAAGAUUGAAAUUCUGCUCACUGCACCCACUGGCUGAGCAGCAGCCCUGCUAACCAGAAGGACCAACUUUAAAGCGUUCACUUUACACCAGGUGCUCUGGAGUUUCAUGAAAGCUGAGAAAGAUGAACACGGUGCACCUAAGAAUUGGAAGUUCUCCUCAGUAAGGGUGUUUGUGGUGGAUGAGGGCAGCCUGGUGUCUGUGCAGAUCCUCAACUCCAUCCUUUCUAUGCUGACAAAGUUUUCCCAGCUCCAGAAGUUCAUCAUCUUGGGAGAUGUGAGGCAGCUGCCCAGCAUUGAGCCAGGGAACACAUUGUCUGACAUGUUCAACUGCCUUCUACAAGUUCGCUGGGCCAUAGAAAUGAAAAUGAACCAUCGUUCAGAGUCAGAGCUGAUAAUCUGAAAUGCUGGGAAAAUCUCCGACAUGGGCAGUUGCCGGCAGUACCGGCCUUUAGACUUUGACGCCAUCAUGGACCUGAACGCUCCGUUCACAAUUCCCACUCCUGAGAGGUUCAUCCUGGUCCUUCUCAAACACACAGAUUCACCCUAUUUCGAUGAGCUACAGGAGGCUGUUACCAUGCUGUUGAAGACUGGCCCAGGACUGGAGAGUGACAAGACUUCACAAUUCAUUGCGUUCAGAAGGAAUGACUGUCAAUUGAUCAAUGACCUUUGUUGUCAGCACUAUUCACAUCAUACCACCAGGAACCACAAAAAAAAACUGGUGUUUCAGCUCAGUGACAAAGUGUGCUGCACGAGGAAUGGCUAUGUCUCUGACCGAAAGGAAGAGAGAGACCUGGGCCAGUUGAGUGGCAAGGAGGAUGACGUCGAGGAAAAAAGCGAGAAGAAUGACAAGCAGCGGCUCUGCAACAGAGAAAUUUUUUUCAUCACGAAUGACAUGACUGUGGUCCAAGGGGGUCCGCGGCAAGCUGUACAGCGGUACUUGACUCUGAAUGACCAGAUGGGGCAUGAAAUAACUGUCUUCAAGGAGCUUCAGAAGGAGUGCCAGUUGCAGCAUGCCUGGGCCAGAACCAUCCAUACCUUCCAGGGUUCAGAGGCAGAAACCAUUGUGUAUGUCCUGGGCAAUGAGGCAGGGCAGAACUGGAGGCACGUGUACACAGCUGUAACAAGGGGGCAGAAGCGAGUGUAUGUGGUGGCCCGCAAGGAUGGCCUGAAAAAAGCCAUAGAGAACCGAGAUGUGAAGCGUAAAACCUGGCUAGGGGCACUGCUGAAGAUGGCCAUCGCCAAGAGGAGAGCAGAGGCCACAGAACAGACCACACACACCUUCCAAAUCUGACAUUGCUCAACAUGGCUUGUUCACCCCAGGCAGGGGGGCAGUCUCAGGCUUCAGGUCUUCUCAGUGUACACCUUCACCGUCCAGUCAGUGCAGUCCAAGGGUCAGACAGACUUCUUCCACACCGUGUGCAACCCAAACCCCAAAGAAUGACAACUAUGGAAUGGAAUUUGAAACCAGCCACUUCACCACAACUUUACAUAGUGACGAUGGGUAUGCAAAGCACCAUGAGAAUGACAUGGAUGUGGAACUUUCUGGCUACAGUCACGGGAAUGUCAUUAAAAAUCUUUUUGAAACUGAAGAGAAUGUACUGGGAAGUCCAGAGGAUGGCAAGCAUCUAAGCACUAAUGAUCACUGUACCACUCCAUCCAAACGUCUCCAGAAUGACACCAUGGAUCCUGAAAAGAGCUCAGCACAUCUGAAGAAGCUGCGCUUUCAAGGGCGACGCCUAUUCCACAGUUCU
Messenger RNA from Scleropages formosus (Asian bonytongue), 3489 nucleotides. RefSeq names its product helicase (DNA) B (gene helb). NCBI's taxonomy places the organism in Eukaryota, Metazoa, Chordata, Actinopteri, Osteoglossiformes, Osteoglossidae. Gene Ontology annotation, biological process: negative regulation of double-strand break repair via homologous recombination. The record is from RefSeq and is a predicted model, not a curated record. Gene Ontology annotation, molecular function: single-stranded DNA helicase activity.